GUCAGCUUUUGUCCAGCGAAUCAUCACUCCCAAGCACAUGCACGGACAACACUGCAAGCGUCUGACAGAGCCAAGCUCGCGAUUCCAAGCCUCUUCAGCCGAUUUAGUGGACGACCAAAGUUUAAUGGGUUCCGUUCUUGCAGGUCGCGUAUUCGCUCAGAACGGCAAUACGCAGCGCCGCCGUGACUCACAGGAACACAUAAAAGCAACCCAGCCAGCACAAACUUUACUCUCAAAACAUGAGCCAAUAUAAAAGUUAAAAUGUGCGGAAUUACAGCGUUCCUGACUCUCGGUCAACGCCCGGCUACUGACAGGGCACGCACCGAAGACGAAAUCGACAAAAGCCUCGACAUCGUCAAACACCGCGGACCAGACGCAUCGGGGAAAUGGAUUAGCGAUAGUGACCGCGUCGGCCUCGGGCACGUCCGGCUGUCGAUCGUGGACCUGCGCCCAGAAGCAAACCAGCCCUUCCACGACCCCGAGGAUGACGUAUACGCAAUCGUGAAUGGCGAACUGUACGACCACGAGCGAUACCGGGAGGAGCUGCGCGGGGAAUACAAUUUCCGCAGCCACAGCGACUGUGAGAUUGUGCUUGCGCUGUAUAAACACUACGGGUUGGCGUUUUUGAGUCACCUGCGUGGGGAAUUCGCGAUUGUGCUCUGGGAUGCGAAGCGGGAGGUGUUUCUCGCGACGAGGGAUCGGUAUGGUGUGAAGAGUCUUUAUUAUACGGUUGUUGAGGGGAGGUUGCUUGUUGCGACGGAGAUGAAGCAGUUUCUUGCGUAUGGGUGGCAGCCGGAGUGGGAUGUUAGAGCGCUGGUUGAGGUUGGGUGGACGUUUGAUGAUAGGACUGUGUUUCGGGGGGUGAACAAGAUCCAACCCGGUCAGUAUAUAAUGAGCCGGAACUAUGGCGAUAUCAAGAGAGAGAAGUACUGGGACUUGCAAUACCCAGACAAGACUGCAAAAGAAACCCGAACGGAAGAAGAGAUGAUCGAAGGAGUCCGCCAGCGCCUUCUUGAUGCAGUCCGAGUGCGCCUUCGCGCAGACGUCCCAGUCGGAAUCUAUCUCAGCGGUGGAAUUGACUCGUCAGCAAUCGCCGGGAUGGUCGUUGACCUAGUCAAAGAGGGAGCGAAACUCGGAGACAGCUCGAGCCAAGAUCUCUCGCGAAUCCAGUGCUUCACAGUGCAGUGGGAUAAAGACAGCGGUGCUGAUGAAUCUGAUAUCGCCCAGCGCACGGCGGAAUUCCUCGGGGUGAAAUUCAAUCCCGUCCACGUCACGGAGGACAUGAUUGCCAAGCGGUUCGAAGAUACCAUCUGGUACAGCGAGGCCUUUACAGCCGAUACCAACGGGAUGGGUAAGCUCGCGAUGGCCGAAGUUGCACACGAAGCUGGGUUCAAAGUCGUUAUCACCGGCGAAGGAUCCGACGAACACUUCGCGGGCUACACCUUCCUCCAGCCCGACGCCAUGCUCGAACCAGAUCAAUCACGGCUCAGCCAUGGCUACACCCCCGAGAAGCACGCCAUCGCCGCCAAAGAAGAAACCGAGCCCAAAUUCUACGGUAUAAAGAUCGUGCUCCCACCAAUCCUCCCCUCCACAGAGCGCACACUCAACAACACCAAAGUCUCCAGCGUCACCAGCCGCACCACGGGCCUGCGCUACGCAGACUGGGCAGCAGACAAAGACAAGCUCAAACGAAGCGACGCCCCUACAGUAUUUGUCGAAUCACUCGACGGAGAGACCCGCCAGAACAUGAUACAUAAAUGGCACCCACUGCACACAUCCGAGUACACCUGGACGAAGACCGGGUUUACCAAUAUCCUCCUCCGGUAUCUCGGCGAUAACAUCGACAUGGCAUACCAGGUUGAAUCGCGGCCUGCGUUCCUCGACCAUAACCUCACAGAAUACGUAAACGGACUCCCGCCAUCACUGAAGUUGAAAUACGAUUACGACACGGGAAAGUUCACGGAGAAGUAUAUCCUGCGCGAGGCCGUGAAGCCGUUUGUUACGGAAGAGAUCUACACGCGCACGAAGAAGCCGUAUAUGGGGCCGUUGAAGUUCCCGAAUAACGGCCCGCUGCAUAGGAAGUUGGCGGAGUUGGUGACGAGGGAGAAUGUUGAGGCGCUGGGGUUUGUGGAUUGGGAGCAGACGAGCGUGUUUGUUCCCAAAGCGUUUGAGGAAGGGGAUCAAUUGGCGUUUAGGGCUUCACUUGCGAUUGCGCAGUUUGUGGUUAUUUCCAAGAGAUUUGGUGUCAAGCCUGCGUCCCCUAGUGACUGGUUGAGUUAGGUUGAUAUUAGACUUGGGUAACUGAAUAGGGGGUAUUGAGCCCUACAAUUACUGGAAUAAUCAUCCGAUACACGCUACUUAAGCAAUAAAUGUUAUUUCAUUGCUCUCUCC
This is a messenger RNA of Aspergillus versicolor CBS 583.65, 2391 nucleotides long. RefSeq names its product asparagine synthetase B family protein. The coding region runs from base 262 to 2280 and encodes 672 amino acids. The record is from RefSeq and is a predicted model, not a curated record. NCBI's taxonomy places the organism in Eukaryota, Fungi, Ascomycota, Eurotiomycetes, Eurotiales, Aspergillaceae. Gene Ontology annotation, cellular component: cytosol. Gene Ontology annotation, molecular function: asparagine synthase (glutamine-hydrolyzing) activity. The transcript has 6 exons.